Molecule: messenger RNA, 645 nt
Organism: Aspergillus fischeri NRRL 181
Lineage: Eukaryota; Fungi; Ascomycota; Eurotiomycetes; Eurotiales; Aspergillaceae
Product: PaaI family thioesterase
Exons: 1
Coding region: 1-645 (214 amino acids)
Source: RefSeq, a predicted model, not a curated record
AUGAGAGCUACCUAUAGGUCAGAUCCUACAUCUAUAGGAGAAACACUCGCCUUCUUCAACACCAUUCCCAAAUGCGCAGGGAUCCUCUCUCAACCUGACCUAAGGGUCAUCCACCCGCGCAACCCAGACGCCUUUUUCCACUCGACCCUCAGAUCCAACAACGGAAUCCUCAAGUCAAUCUUCAUUUACCAGCCGGCUCACCCUCAUACCAGAGCAUCGGAUGUUAGUUCAAGUGAGACCAACGCAAACGCAACUCCACAAGAACGAGAGCAGGAGGGAGGACGAGAACGAGGCUACCUCCUCCUCCACCUCGGCGCCGGCGUAUCAGGGCAGCCCGAUAUCGCGCACGGCGGGUUCCUGGCUACAGUCCUGGACCAGGUUACUGGGACUUUGAUCCGGGCGAGUGGGUUAGAUCGUGGGCGGGGAGCAGUCACGGUUUAUUUGAAUGUGAUUUAUAAGAAACCGGUGAGGGUUCCGGGGGUUGUUGUUGCGAGGGCGGAGGUUGGGAGGGUGGAUGGGAGGAAAAUUUAUGUGAUGGGGGAGAUUUCUGUUGCUGAGGCAGAUAGGGGAGGGGAAGGGGAGGGGGUUUGUGUGGUUUGUGAGGGGAUGUUUCUCGUUAAGAGGGAUGGUUUUGGUAGGAUUUGA